Messenger RNA from Mucor mucedo, 3435 nucleotides. RefSeq names its product SNF2 family N-terminal domain-containing protein. The coding region runs from base 1 to 3435 and encodes 1144 amino acids. Gene Ontology annotation, molecular function: ATP binding; ATP-dependent chromatin remodeler activity; histone binding. The transcript is spliced from 11 exons. Gene Ontology annotation, biological process: positive regulation of transcription by RNA polymerase II. NCBI's taxonomy places the organism in Eukaryota, Fungi, Mucoromycota, Mucoromycetes, Mucorales, Mucoraceae. Gene Ontology annotation, cellular component: nucleus. The record is from RefSeq and is a predicted model, not a curated record.
AUGCCAAUGCAACCACCACAACCACAACAGAGAAUAAAAAUGCAAGCUACCGAAGGUCAUACGGUGUUCUCACAGACUCAGUUGACAGCCUUGAAAUAUCAAAUCAUGGCGUACAAACUCUUAUCCAAAGAUACACCACUACCAUUAAACCUUCAACAAGCAGUCUUGGCUCCUUUUAACGGCCUCUCCGUUGAAUCCCCCACAACACCCACUAUCAAACAAACCAAGAAACCCAUCAACAAGCCACAAUCUCCUUUACGAUCAAUACCACAAACAAAAAUACCUACCAGACCACCUUAUAACGCCUAUGUAGUUCCUAGCCAAUUAUUACCCAAACCUAUCACUUCGUAUGUGCAUGCAUCUAGACAGCAGAGAUUACUCGUACCCAGUUUGACUCCUGCUGGAUUAGAUACCCAUCAUAUCAUAUCUCAACGUGAGGAAAGAAUUGUAGCUCGCAUGCAACAUCGAAUUCAUUCACAUCAACCCAACGAUGAGAACAGUAUGAAAAAAGUCAUUCACAUCAAAGCAUUGAAAUUGCGCGAGAAACAACAAAAGCUUCGUAAUGAUAUUGUCUCUGCGAUUUCAAAAUCAACCGUGUUGGCUACCUCAAAUGAUAGAACUUCCUAUCGACGUAUGAAGAAGAUCACCUUGAAAGAUUCUCGUCAUGUUGAAACCAUGGAACGACAACAACGUAAUAACAGAGAUCAGACAUUGCGACAAGCUCAACAAAAUCGCUUAAAUGAGAUCUGCGAACAUGGUAUACAUUUGGUGGCAUAUCAUAAGACAAACGAGACCAGAAUGAGUAAACUAGGUAAAUCAGUCAUUCAGUAUCACACUCACAUCGAAAAGGAAGAGCAGAAGAGAGUAGAAAGAAUCGCCAAGGAGCGUAUUCUCGCAUUAAAGAAUGAUGAUGAGGAAGCUUAUCUAAAGUUAUUGGAUGAGGCAAAAGACACCCGUUUAACUCACCUAUUAAAACAAACCGGCCAGUUCUUGGAAUCGCUUACAAAAUCAGUAGUGGAUCAACAAAAUGAUAAGGAAAAUGAUACAGAAGCAGCUGCAUCUGCUGAUUAUUAUCAAAUUACUCAUCGUGUCCGCGAAGAAGUUUGUCAACCAAGUAUUAUGGUCGGUGGUAAAUUAAAAGAUUACCAAGUGAAGGGAUUGCAGUGGAUGGUUUCCUUAUAUAAUAACAACUUGAAUGGUAUUCUGGCGGAUGAAAUGGGCCUCGGAAAGACUAUCCAGACUAUUAGUUUAAUCACAUACCUAAUUGAAAUGAAGAGACAAAACGGACCAUUUCUCAUUAUUGUACCACUGUCAACCUUGACAAAUUGGACAUUGGAAUUUGAUAAAUGGGCACCUUCUGUAUCCAAAGUGAUUUACAAGGGAAAUCCAACAGUACGACGCCACUUGGCCGGUGUGGUUCGAUCGGGCGGUUUUCAAGUAUUGUUGACCACUUUUGAGUAUAUUAUUCGUGACAGACCUGUCUUGAGCCGUGUUAAAUGGUUGCAUUUAAUAAUGGAUGAGGGUCAUCGUAUGAAAAAUGCCAAUUCCAAGCUCAAUGUGUGCUUGCGACAAUCUUACAAGACACGUUAUCGAUUGAUUCUUACUGGUACCCCACUUCAGAAUAAUUUACCAGAAUUAUGGGCAUUGUUGAAUUUCAUCCUGCCAAAGAUUUUUAAGAGUGUAAAGAGUUUCGAAGAAUGGUUCAAUACCCCAUUCUCAAACCAAGGUGUACAAGACAAAGUAGACUUAAAUGAAGAGGAACAAUUGCUGAUUAUCAAACGUUUACACAAAGUCCUUCGACCAUUUUUAUUAAGAAGAUUAAAGAAGGACGUUGAAUCUGAACUACCCGAUAAAGUAGAACAUGUCGUUAAAUGUCGCUUAUCUACGUUGCAACUCAAGAUAUACCAACAAUUGAAAAAGAGCAAUGCGCUCUAUGUCAACAAUGAGUCCAAUGCUUCUGUCAAGGGUUUAAAUAAUACCAUCAUGCAACUUCGUAAAGUAUGUAACCAUCCCUUUGUAUUUGAGGGCGUCGAAACGACACUAAAUCCCAGCGGAAAAUCCAACGAGCUCUUGUAUCGAAGCUGUGGUAAAUUCGAACUACUUGAUCGUAUGUUACCCAAAUUACGUAAUACAGGCCAUCGUGUCUUGAUCUUCUUCCAAAUGACACGUAUCAUGAGCAUUAUGGAGGAUUAUUUAAACUGGAGAAAUUACCCCUAUUUAAGACUGGAUGGUUCUACCAAAUCGGAUGAUCGUUCAUCUUUGUUACAUCAAUUCAAUCAACCCAAUUCGCCUUACUUCAUCUUUUUAUUAAGUACACGUGCAGGUGGUCUUGGUCUGAAUUUACAAACCGCAGAUACUGUCAUUAUCUUUGACUCGGAUUGGAAUCCUCAUCAAGAUUUACAAGCUCAAGAUCGUGCACAUCGUAUUGGACAAACAAAAGAAGUGCGUAUCUUUCGAUUAAUCACCUCAAAUUCAAUUGAAGAAAGUAUCCUGGCAAGAGCAAAUUAUAAGUUAGAUAUUGACGGCAAGGUCAUCCAAGCGGGUAAAUUUGAUAACAGAAGUACAGAAGAAGAUCGUGAGGCUUUCUUGAGAACCUUGCUUGAAGAUAAAAUCGACGACGAGGAUGAACCGGAUGAGGAAGCUAACGAAGAUGAAGAAUUAAAUGAGAUGUUACAAAGAUCAGAAGAUGAAAUGGUCGUAUUUAGAAAAAUGGACGCAGAGCGUGAACGAUCAGAAACAGAAAUGUACAGACGUAGAGGCUAUAAUAAGCGAUUAGACAGACUUAUUCAAGAAGAUGAGUUGCCUGAUGUCUUUACCCAAGAAGAACAACUUAUCAUACAGCACGAUUCAACUAUUGACUUUGGAAGAGGUCGUCGAGCAAGAGAUGAAGUGAGAUAUGACGACGGAUUAACAGAAGAAGAAUGGCUAGAUGCUAUUGAAAGAGAAGAGGAGGAAGCAGAAAUGGAAAUGAAUCGUUCUAGAAAACGUGGUAAUACAAACGAACAAUCCAAGAAGAGAAUAAUUGAGCAACAGGAGGAGUCGAAUCGAAAGCGUAAUAAGCAUUAUGAUGUUUUGGUGCCGGAAAUUAGACAGCAAUUGACACGAAUUUUCGAGGCAUGUUACAAGGCUGUAGAAGAAGCCACAGUAGAAGAAGAACCGGAGGAAGAUGAUGACGAAGAAGAAGUCAUAUACCGUCAGCGCUGUGAAUUAUUCAUGGAUCUUGUCAGUAAAAAAGAAUACCCCAUAUAUUAUACAUUGAUCAAAAACCCAAUCUCCAUGAAUAUCAUCAAAAAACGCAUCCACUCUAAUUAUUACGAAUCUUUACUUCAAUUUGAGCAAGACUUCCACCUGAUGUUUGAUAAUGCACGCAAAUUCAAUGAGGAAGGUUCUUACGUCUAUGAAGAUGCUGAUGAGAUGCAGGUAAAGCGAAAAUAG